AUGUCGUUUGGUGAGAUGCCGAUUACUCUAGAUGACGUAUCUUGCUUGCUUCACUUGCCCAUCAGGGGAGUCUUUUGGAGCCCUGAAGAUAUCAGUGAAGCGCUUGUUGUUGAGUGGGUUGUUGAUUACUUAGGAGUGUCACAGAGAAUAGCACAACAACAAGUUCGUGAAUGCAGGGGUUCCUACUAUAAGCUGGAGUGGUUAUAUGAUCGGUUCGUAGAGCAUAUAGCUGCAUCUAGAUGGCAUUAUGCCACUAGAGCUUAUUUGCUGACGUUAGUGGGUUCCACUAUUUUCGCGGACAAGACGUUUACGCUUGUCGAGGCAUGA
Messenger RNA from Lathyrus sativus (Indian pea), 327 nucleotides. Lineage: Eukaryota; Viridiplantae; Streptophyta; Magnoliopsida; Fabales; Fabaceae. The record is from the annotation of a GenBank genome assembly.